Heterobilharzia americana is the source of this 486-nucleotide messenger RNA. Lineage: Eukaryota; Metazoa; Platyhelminthes; Trematoda; Strigeidida; Schistosomatidae. The record is from the annotation of a GenBank genome assembly.
AUGGACUUCACCAUCAUAACAUCUCUUAUAUCCGGUGGUCUUGGUGUUUUUGCCGGUUGGCUUAUUUUUGGAAGAUUCGGAAGGAGUGCCCGUGCAGUAUCGAAGUUAGCAAACUUUAAGCAUGUCUCUGGAAAAAUGAAGUUAGUAUUAGUGGUUCGGUCUGAUCUCAAAAUGGGUUGUGGUAAAGUUGCAGCACAGUGUUCGCAUGCCGCACUAGCGUGUUAUCAAGAGAUUAUCGAUCGAGAUCCUGGUAUAUUAAAAACUUGGGAAGACCAAGGUCAGCCUAAGAUUGUGCUCCGAAUAGAUAACUAUGAUGAUAUGCUUAAGUUGUCCGAUAAAGCUGAAGAAUUAGGUCUUGUAAACUCAAUAAUACAUGAUGCUGGACAUACACAGGUUGCAGCAGGCACUGCAACAGUUCUUGGCAUAGGACCAGGUUUGGCCUCGGAUAUUGACCGUGUUUCUGGUGGUUUGAAGCUACUUUCUUGA